Molecule: messenger RNA, 1320 nt
Organism: Exophiala bonariae
Lineage: Eukaryota; Fungi; Ascomycota; Eurotiomycetes; Chaetothyriales; Herpotrichiellaceae
Exons: 6
Coding region: 1-1320 (439 amino acids)
Molecular function (GO): FMN binding; oxidoreductase activity
Source: RefSeq, a predicted model, not a curated record
AUGAGCGACCCAAAGAUCCCGAAACUCUACCAUCGCGACACGCCGCAUUGGCAGCAAGCCCAGCGCGAGCAGUUCUGGCAGUUGAAUGAGGGCAAGAGCUCCCCGUUCGAUACGAGCCCUGAUAAACUUGAGGCGCUUGCAGAAAGCUCCCUGAGCGUGAACGGCCGGCUUUAUGCUCAGUCCAAUGCGGGACUUAUGUGGACCCACCUCGCCAACAGACAAGCAUUCUAUCGCCAUCGCCUGAUUCCCCAUCAACUCGUCGAUGUCAACGAACGCUCCACGGCGACCACCCUAUUCGGCCACAAGGUCUCCGCACCCAUCGGCUUUGCGCCCAUCGGCAUCAACAAGAUCUACCAUCCGAAGGCAGAGCUGCCGGUCGCCAAAGUCGCGGGAGAACUUCGCCUGCCAUACGCGCUCAGCACGGCGGGGAGUUCGAGCAUCGAGGAUGUGGCGGCGAGUAAUGACGAGGGCAGACAGAGUGGACGUGCUGUGAACGUUGAAGGUGCCAAGAACGAUGAGCCUGUUCGAUUCUUCCAGUUGUACUUGCCCCAUGACGACGAGCUGGCGGUGAGUUUGAUGCAGCGGGCUGUUGACAGUGGAUUCACGGCUUGUAUCUUGACCACGGAUACAUGGCAGCUUGGGUUCCGCCACCCUGACAUCCAUACCUCGAACUACGCCUUCUACCGCGGCAUCGGCGCAGAUCUCGGCCUGACGGAUCCUGUCUUCCAACAACGGCUCCGCGAAGCCGGCAUCGACCCCAAGAAACAGCCGGAGGAGGCGGGUGCAAUGUGGAUCGACAAUGUCUGGCAUGGGCGGGCGUUCAGCUGGGAGAAGAUUCCCGGGGUCAUGGCGAAGUGGAAGGAGUUGAGCGGCGGGAAGCCGUUCUGCAUUAAGGGAAUCCAAUCCGUCUCCGACGCCCAACACUGCGUUUCGCUCGGUAUCGACGGCAUCGUCGUCUCCAACCAUGCAGGCCGCCAGGUCGACGGGGCUGUCGCCUCGCUCGACGCACUCGAAGACAUCAUCGACGCCGGCAUCGGCUCCAAGCUGACGGUUAUGUACGACUCGGGCGUGCGCGGCGCCGCCGACGUGAUGAAAGCAUUGUGUCUGGGCGCAAAGUUCGUGUGGAUCGGCAGAUUGUGGGUCUGGGGUCUCAGUGUCAUGGGCGAAGAGGGCGUCAGGCAUAUUAUGCGGAACUUGCUCGCCGAGUUCGAUAUCAUGAUGUUGACGGCUGGUGUGAACAGCGUGGAUGACUUGACGAGGGAUAGGCUGUGGAGUGGCCCGAGGAGUUAUCCUUUGAUUGCUGAGAAGGCUAAACUGUGA